CAGGGAGGGAGGAAGGGAGGGAAAGAGAGGGGGAGAAAUAGGAGAGGGAGAUAAGCUCACUCCAGAGGAGAACUCCAUCCAUCCAGAGAGGCAGUGCGAGAGCUACUGGAAGAGGAAGGUGCUCUGCAUCCAGAAAGACACUUCUGAAGCAUCAGAAGAAAGAAGCUUUUCCUCCUUCUCUCCCCCCUAUUUCCUUCCUCCCCCACCUUGUUUUUACCUGGAAUUACACACAAACCUGUGUGGUGCUUGGAGCCAAACGUAGGACUGUAAUGGUCAAAGGAUCCAGUCUUCUGGCACUGAAACAGGACUGUCUGUGGGUACCAUGGCUCUGAACCACAGGGGUGGCCACUCCGCUUGGCGCCGGCCAGAGGUCUGGCUCUUGGUGUGGAAUGCCCUGUGCCAGCUGGGUGCCCGCGGCUGCCCUGCUCUCUGCACCUGCACAGGGACGACUGUGGAUUGCCAUGGCAUGGGGCUCAGAGCCGUGCCCAAAAACAUCCCGCGCAACACUGAGAGACUGGAACUCAACGGGAACAACAUCACUCGGAUCCACAAGAAUGACUUUGCAGGACUGAAGCAGCUUCGAGUGUUACAACUGAUGGAAAAUCAGAUUGGAGCAGUGGAGCGAGGAGCUUUUGAUGACAUGAGGGAUCUGGAGCGACUACGACUGAACCGGAACCAUCUGCACUUGUUACCAGAACUACUGUUCCAGAAUAACCAGGCACUUUCAAGACUGGAUCUGAGUGAGAAUGCCAUCCAGGCCAUCCCCAGGAAAGCAUUCCGUGGAGCCACUGACCUAAAAAACCUACAGCUGGAUAAGAACCAGAUAAGCUGUAUUGAAGAUGGGGCUUUUAGAGCUCUCCGGGGCCUAGAAGUAUUGACACUGAAUAACAACAACAUCACUACUAUCCCCGUCUCCAGCUUCAACCACAUGCCCAAGCUCCGAACUUUCCGUUUACACUCCAACCACCUUUUCUGUGAUUGCCACUUGGCCUGGCUCUCUCAGUGGCUAAGGCAACGUCCUACCAUUGGGCUCUUCACACAGUGUUCAGGACCUGCCUCCCUGCGAAGUCUCAAUGUGGCUGAGGUCCAGAAGAGCGAGUUCAGCUGCUCAGGACAAGGGGAGGCCACCCGGUCCCCUGUGUGCACCCUGUCCUUAGGAUCCUGCCCACCCAUGUGUGCCUGCAGCAAUGGGAUCGUGGACUGCCGUGGCAAAGGACUCACCGCUAUUCCGGCCAACCUGCCUGAGACCAUGACAGAGAUCCGACUGGAGCUCAAUGGCAUCAAAUCAAUACCCCCCGGAGCCUUUUCUCCCUACAGAAAGCUAAGGAGGAUAGACCUGAGCAAUAACCAGAUAUCUGAGAUUGCUCCUGAUGCAUUCCAGGGUCUCCGUUCCUUGAACUCUCUUGUUCUUUAUGGAAACAAGAUCACAGACCUGCCCAAGGGAGUGUUUGGAGGGCUCUACACCCUGCAAUUGCUCCUUCUUAAUGCCAACAAGAUCAACUGCAUCCGAGCUGAUGCCUUCCAAGAUCUCCAGAACCUGUCCCUGCUCUCACUAUAUGACAACAAGAUCCAGAGCCUGGCUAAGGGGACCUUCACCUCCCUCCGAGCCAUCCAGACCCUGCACCUGGCUCAAAAUCCGUUCAUCUGUGACUGUAAUCUGAAGUGGCUGGCAGAUUUCUUACGCACUAACCCCAUCGAGACCAGUGGAGCCCGCUGCGCCAGUCCCCGCCGCCUGGCCAACAAGCGCAUUGGGCAGAUCAAAAGCAAGAAAUUCAGGUGCUCAGCAAAAGAGCAGUACUUCCUUCCAGGCACAGAGGAUUACCGGUUGAACAGCGAGUGCAACAGUGAUGCCGUCUGUCCCCACAAGUGCCGCUGCGAAUCCAAUGUGGUAGAAUGCUCCAAUCUGAAACUCACCAAGAUCCCAGAGCGCAUCCCCCAGUCCACCGCAGAGCUACGGUUGAACAACAAUGAAAUCUCAAUAUUAGAGGCCACUGGAAUUUUUAAAAAACUUCCACAUCUGAAGAAAAUCAACCUCAGCAACAACAAGGUAUCAGAGAUAGAAGAUGGUGCCUUCGAGGGGGCAGCCUCAGUGAGUGAGUUGCACCUGACUGUCAACCAGUUGGAAUCCAUACGAAGCGGCAUGUUCCGGGGUUUGGAUGGUCUAAGGACCCUAAUGCUGAGGAACAACCGCAUCAGCUGCAUCCACAACGACAGCUUCACAGGCCUUCGGAAUGUCCGCCUCCUCUCUCUUUAUGACAACCAGAUCAGCACCAUCUCGCCUGGAGCCUUUGACACCCUCCAGUCCCUCUCCACUCUGAAUCUCCUGGCUAAUCCAUUCAACUGUAACUGCCAGCUGGCCUGGCUCGGGGACUGGCUCCGGAAGAGGAAGAUCGUGACGGGGAACCCCCGGUGUCAGAACCCAGACUUCUUACGGCAGAUCCCACUCCAGGACGUGGCCUUCCCCGACUUCAGGUGUGAGGAAGGUCAGGAGGAAGGAGGCUGCUUCCCACGGCCACAGUGCCCACAGGAAUGCACCUGCCUUGACACUGUGGUUCGCUGCAGCAACAAGCACCUUCGGGGUCUCCCCAAGGGCAUCCCCAAGAAUGUCACUGAACUCUACCUGGAUGGUAACCAGUUCACUCUGGUCCCUGCCCAGCUCUCCACCUUCAAAUAUCUGCAGCUCGUGGACUUGAGCAACAAUAAAAUCGGCUCCUUGAGUAAUUCCUCCUUCACCAACAUGAGCCAGCUCACUACCCUGAUUCUCAGCUACAAUUCUCUUCAGUGCAUCCCACCACUGGCUUUUGAGGGUCUCCGUUCUCUCCGGCUGCUGUCUCUCCAUGGCAAUGACAUCUCCACUCUCCGUGAGGGCAUCUUCACUGAUGUGACUUCCCUAUCUCAUCUGGCCAUUGGAGCCAAUCCUCUCUACUGCAACUGCCACCUUCGCUGGCUCUCCAGUUGGGUCAAAACGGGUUACAAGGAACCUGGCAUUGCCCGAUGUGCUGGACCCCCUGACAUGGAAGGCAAGCUGCUCCUCACGACUCCUGCCAAGAAGUUUGAAUGCCAAGGCCCUCCCUCCAUAACUGUGCAAGCCAAAUGUAACCCCUGCCUAUCCAACCCAUGUCAGAACCAGGGAACCUGUCAGAACGACCCUCUGGACUCCUAUAGAUGUACCUGCCCCAGUGGCUACAAGGGCAGAGACUGUGAAAUGUCACUCAACAGUUGCUCCAGUGGCCCCUGUGAAAAUGGCGGAACCUGUCACUCCUCCCAAGCAGGAGAGGGCUCCGGGUUCACGUGUUCCUGCCCAGUGGGAUUUGAGGGCCCAACCUGUGGGGUGAACACAGACAACUGCAGAGAUCAUGCCUGUGAGAAUGGGGGCAUCUGUGUGGAUGGCAUCAACAACUACACAUGUUUAUGCCCCUUUCAAUACACAGGAAGAGUCUGUGAGCAGCUGGUGGACUUCUGUUCUCUAAAUUUAAACCCAUGUCAACAUGGUGCCAAAUGUGUUGGUACUCCGGAAGGGCCCAAGUGUGAAUGUACUCCAGGCUAUGUGGGUGACAACUGCAGCAUAAACUACAAUGACUGCAUAGAUCAUCAAUGCCAGAAUGGUGCCCAUUGUGUAGAUGAAGUGAAUGGUUACUCUUGCCUUUGUGAAGAAGGAUAUAGUGGGCAGCUGUGUGAGAUGGCCUCCCAGCCCCCCAAACCCCUGAGCCCCUGCGAGGGAACCGAAUGCCAGAAUGGGGCCAACUGUGUGGACCUCGGUAACAGGCCUGUGUGUCAGUGUCUGCCAGGCUUUGGUGGCCCUGAGUGUGAGAAGCUGCUGAGCGUCAACUUUGUGGACAAAGACACGUAUCUGCAGUUCACUGACCUGCAGAACUGGCCCCGGGCGAACAUCACCCUGCAGGUCGCCACAGCAGAAGACAACGGAAUACUGCUGUACAAUGGUGACAAUGACCACAUCGCAGUGGAGCUGUACCAAGGGCACGUGAGGGUCAGCUACGAUCCAGGCAGCUACCCCAGCUCGGCUAUCUACAGCGCCGAGACCAUCAAUGAUGGCCAGUUCCACACAGUCGAACUUGUCACCUUUGACCAGAUGGUGAAUCUCUCCAUCGAUGGCGGCAGCCCCAUGACCAUGGACAACUUUGGCAAACACUAUACCCUCAACAGCGAAGCCCCGCUCUACGUGGGAGGGAUGCCUGUGGACGUGAACUCGGCGGCCUUCCGGCUGUGGCAGAUCCUCAACGGCACCAGCUUCCAUGGCUGCAUCCGCAACCUGUACAUCAACAACGAGCUGCAGGACUUCACCAAGACGCAGAUGCAGCCGGGCGUGGUGCCGGGCUGUGAGCCCUGCCGGAAGCUCUACUGUCUGCACGGCAUCUGCCAGCCCAACGCUGCCCACGGGCCCGUCUGCCACUGCGAGCCCGGCUGGGGGGGACCCCACUGCGACCAGCAGGUCGGCAACCCCUGCCAGGGGCACAAGUGCGUGCAUGGGACCUGCUUGCCCCUGGACGCUCUGUCCUACAGUUGCCAGUGCCAAGAUGGGUACACAGGAGCUCUGUGCAACCAGCCAGGGGAGCCACCAGAUCCCUGUGAGAACCUUCAUUGUCUACAUGGGCACUGCCAGAUUUCCACCGAGGGGGCCGCGCACUGUGUGUGCGACAGUGGCUUUGCUGGGGAGCUGUGUGAGCAAGAGUCCAAGUGCCAGGGGGACCCUGUUCGGGAUUUCCAUCAGGUCCAGAGGGGCUAUGCCAUCUGCCAGACCACCCGCCCGCUGUCCUGGGUCGAGUGUCGGGGCUCCUGCCCGGGCCAGGGCUGCUGCACAGGGCUGCGGAUGAAACGGAGGAGAUUCACCUUUGAGUGCAGCGAUGGUUCCUCAUUUGUGGAGGAGGUGGAAAAGGCCAUCAAGUGUGGCUGCGCUAGCUGCAUGUAGCGCCAGAAGGGCCCGAAGCUGGGCUGAUGGUGGGGGAGGGUGGGAGGG
Molecule: messenger RNA, 4975 nt
Organism: Sarcophilus harrisii (Tasmanian devil)
Lineage: Eukaryota; Metazoa; Chordata; Mammalia; Dasyuromorphia; Dasyuridae
Gene: SLIT1
Product: slit guidance ligand 1
Exons: 37
Coding region: 323-4927 (1534 amino acids)
Biological process (GO): negative chemotaxis; axon guidance
Molecular function (GO): calcium ion binding; Roundabout binding; heparin binding
Source: RefSeq, a predicted model, not a curated record